This is a messenger RNA of Aspergillus affinis, 846 nucleotides long. RefSeq lists its product as uncharacterized. The record is from RefSeq and is a predicted model, not a curated record. The transcript is spliced from 2 exons. NCBI's taxonomy places the organism in Eukaryota, Fungi, Ascomycota, Eurotiomycetes, Eurotiales, Aspergillaceae. Bases 1 to 846 code for a protein of 281 amino acids.
AUGACUCAACCCAAAUCCAUCGCUUUUUUCGGAGCCACCGGCGGCUGCACGCUGAACUGUCUCAUUCCCGCCCUGCAGGCCGGCUAUCGUUGUUCUGCCCUGGUCCGAUCUCCCUCCAAACUCCACGACCUUCUCCACCAAAACAACGUCACCGUCCCCACCGCCAAUCUCGCCGUCAUUCACGGUUCGAUCGACGACGCCGAUGCCGUGCGACGGACGCUGAUCGUCAAGUCUUCGUCAUCAGAGUCUGCCAGCCACCCGGACAACAAUGAUGAUGAUGAGCGCCUGAACCUGAACCUGAAGGGAGACGGAUUACCGCAAGGAUAUGACCUCGUCGACUUCAUCGUCUCCGGCGUCGGCGGCACCCCGCGCUUCGAUAACCCGCUCCGCCCGACCCUCGAUAACCCGACUAUCUGUCAGGAUGCCGUGCGCGGUGUGUUAGACGCGUGUCGCGCCCUACAGUCAGGGUCCGGGUCCACCGCGAAGAAACCCUACCUCACCGUCGUCAGCACCACCGGCAUCGCGACGAAGCGGGAUAUCCCGAUCGCCAUGAUCCCGCUGUAUCACUGGGUGCUGAAGGUGCCGCACGAGGAUAAGCGCGUGAUGGAGGAGAAGAUUCGCGAGGAGAUGACCAAGCGCGAGCCCGUGCUGCGCGGCUAUACGAUCAUUAGACCGAGUUUGUUGACAUCGGGCGAGGCCGUCGGGACGGCGAAGAUUCGCUUUGGUGUUGAUGAGGACGCUGCGGUUGGGUAUACCAUCUCGAGGAGGGAUGUUGGGGGGUGGAUGUUCCAGAAGGUGGUGGAGGGGGGAGAGUUUGUGGGGAGGGUGGUUAGUUUGACGGCUUGA